Messenger RNA from Grosmannia clavigera kw1407, 1416 nucleotides. RefSeq lists its product as uncharacterized. Lineage: Eukaryota; Fungi; Ascomycota; Sordariomycetes; Ophiostomatales; Ophiostomataceae. The record is from RefSeq and is a predicted model, not a curated record. The transcript has a single exon. The coding region runs from base 1 to 1416 and encodes 471 amino acids.
AUGGCUGCCGGCGACAAUGAUCCGCCCAAGAACCCGUUCGUUCGCUGGAAGCAGCACGUCGACGCCCACAUCGGCCUGACCCUCAACAGCCUUCUGGGCAUCCCUGCCAUAGUCACCAAGAACCUCAACAUCCGCCCGGUCGAAAAUGACGGCAUUGGGGCGGCUACCCCUGUCAGGGCCAAUACUGCCAGCAGCCCUGGCAGCCCGCAGGCGAAUCCACACGACAGCUCGUCUCCCGAAUCCGACAACGGGCACAGCGACAUCCUCGACGAUGUCGAUGCUGCCCAGCUGCUCGAGUGGCACAAGUUUAUAUACUACUCGCCCUACUCGCCGCUCAAGCUGCAGCAGCAGCAGCAGCAGUACCAUGUGCUGCCACCGCCCGUCCCGUGCGACGCCCCCUUCGGCGUCGACCCGUAUUCCUUCACCUACACCGACGCCUUUGAAGACCUGCUGCGCGCCAGCAGUGGCCGCCCGAUGCUUGACCUGGCCACUCGCUCGCGCCGAAACCUGCACUACCAGAUGCGCUACGGCAGUUCCGUCGAGCCGCCCUACGUCUUUUUCCACCGCAUGCACGGCGAGAAGCUUCUCGAUCCGUAUUUCCCCAGGACAGCCGUCCCUGCAGGCAGCAAGCCCACCGCCGGCGAGGCUCUCUCGGCAGACACGACAAACGGCCGCGUUGUCCAGGCUGUGGCAGCACUGGCCGACCGAGAGCAGCGGGAUCCGUGGUACGAGGCGGCGUACGAUGCAGGCGAUGAUGGUGAUCUUGACGACGACGACGACGACGACGACAACGACAAUGAGUGGGACCAGCAGGCCGAUCGCAGCCAGGAUACCGAAAGAAGCUGGUUUCCCGGUCGGCAAUUUCACCAGGGUGGCCUCUUUGACGAGCUAGAUCGCGUCUUCCGUGUCCUGAGCCGCAUCAUCGACGAGGACGCCGGUGUGGCCGGCAAGAAGCAGGACGCCGAUGCUGGUCGCGAUGCCGAUGCAGAGGACGAGCUGUACACGGCCGUCCGGUCCGCCUACUCCAACGCCGAGAAGUCGUUGAGCACGUUUGUCAAGACGCUGUCCGGCAUGUCCGACGCAGCCGCAGGCGCUGUGGCGACAACCGAGAAGGCGCCCGUGCAGGCCGAUGGUCGCCAGGGUGAGACCAUCCAGACAACCGAAGACUACACCGACAUGUAUGGCAACCGGCACGUCAAGACCGUCGUGCGGCGCCUGGAUGCCGACGGCAACGAGAUCGCACGGGAGACGUACUACACGAUUCGGUCUACCGAUCCCUCGGAGCAGACCGUUGUCGCAGAGGACUCGCCUAGCAGCCAGAAAGACGAGGACGUCGCCGGGACACCGCAGGGCGACCGCCAAGCAGACGGCAAGACGGCCAACGGAACAAAGCCGAGCGGCUGGUUUUGGAAGUAA